Messenger RNA from Kazachstania africana CBS 2517, 3633 nucleotides. RefSeq names its product mRNA-binding protein RRP12 (gene RRP12). The record is from RefSeq and is a predicted model, not a curated record. The transcript has a single exon. The coding region runs from base 1 to 3633 and encodes 1210 amino acids. Lineage: Eukaryota; Fungi; Ascomycota; Saccharomycetes; Saccharomycetales; Saccharomycetaceae.
AUGGAUUCCGAUCAAGUUGCCCAUCUCCUGGAGUUAGAGGACAAGUUAUCCAAUAUAAGGGCACAGAUCAACUCGAAACUAGACAAUCAGAAACAUAUUGCUAUUAUUUUAAGCGCUGUCGAAGAAAAUAUCAAAGAUCAUGCAACUAAUGACACAUCCAAGAACUUGGUCAACUAUCUAGUCUCUUUCAUGUCACUAUUGGACCAGGCCAUGGAUUCUACCACCCAUGAAAUCAAGGAUUUGCAGUUAGCCACCUCGGCAACCUACUUGCUGGAUAUUAUCUUCCAUUAUUGUCCCAAGAAGUUACUAAGGGCACAAUUCGCAGAAGUUUUAACAAAGAUUGCUCCAUGUAUCACCGAUGAAAAGGCUGAGGCUCCAAUAAUCAGAUCAGGUGUGGGUUGUUUGGAGGCCCUUCUUAUCGCUCAGGACACUCAAGCAUGGAAUAAUACACAUGAUCUAACUAUUACCCCAAAGAGAGGUUUACAAGGCCUUUUAGAAUUAUCCUUAGACCAUAGACCAAAGAUCAGAAAGAGAGCAUGUGAAGCAAUAAGUAAUAUUUUGUUAAAUCCUCCAGUGGCCCCAACUCCAGAACAUGUCGCAUCUUCAUUGAUUUCUGAUUUUGCCAUCAAAUAUUUAUCCAACGUUUUAAAUGAAUUUUCAACAUUGUCAAACAAAAAAUUGAAAAAUCAAACAAUUAAGGACGAAUAUAACGGUAAGAUUAUCCGUUGUUUGAAACUAAUCAAUACUAUUGUAUCAACUAAACAAUGGCCAACAUCACAGAUCGAAAAAUUGUGUGAUUUGCUAUUGGAAAUAACAAAAAGCACAGAACAAUUCUUAGUUUCAUCUUCAUUUGAAUGUUUCGAAAGUCUAUUCAAAUCCAUGGGUGAAUCUACUGGUUUAGCAGAAGAUAAAUUCUUAAAGGUAUUAAAUACUAUCUUCCAAUUAAAGCCUUCAAGUAGCGACAUCCAUCUAGCUGGUUCCUGGAUUGCCGUUGUUGUGAAAGGUGUAACAACUUAUUCUCUACAUGAACCAUUUAAAUGUGUAGCCAAAUUACCCGAUAUAUUCAAAAUCAUGUCCCAUUAUUUACAAAGUGAAACUAUGGAAAUUUCAUUCAGUGCAUCUCAAGGUCUUAUUGCUAUCCUAAGUUCUUCAGUAAAUGAUAACGUUCUGUUAUCUCCUCCACAGGUAACAGAAGAUCAAUAUAAUUUGGUCAACGAUGUUAUCACAGAACUAUCUGACAUCUUUUCCGAUUUCCUUUCGAUCAGAUACAGUCAUUGUUCAAAGGAAAUUUUAAAUAUUUUAACUGUGGCAUUCAACAAGUUGAAAUCUAGAUCCAAUCCAGCUUUACUAAAACCAUUACGCAUAGUGGACAAAUGGAGGAUCAAUGAAGAGAAUUAUCUUGAAUUAAGAGGUGAGGUUGAAACCGUUAUUGGUGCAGCUAUCGAAUUUAUGGGUCCAGAAAUUGUCUUACAGGUACUACCAUUGAAUUUAGAUAAUUUCGGGAAUGAUACCUCUAGACCAGGUAGAGCUUGGCUGUUGCCUAUUUUAAGGGAUCAUAUCAAACACGCUAAGCUUGCUACUUUUAUUGGUCAAUUUAUCCCAUUAAUAAAAUUAUAUGAAUCCAAGUAUGAAAAGUUACCAAGUGAUUCUGUCCAAUUAAGAAUCUUCCAAACUGUCGUCGAUCAAAUCUGGUCCACUCUACCACAUUUUUGUGAUGUACCAACGGAUUUGAAAGAAUCUUUCACCGACGAAUUUGCCUCUGAUUUAUGUUCUUUACUUUAUAGUAAUGUUGAAUUAAGAUCUACCAUCAUAAAUGCAUUGAAAAAUCUGGUUGAAAGUAAUUUAUCAUACGCUGAAAGUGAUAAUGCUGACUUGUUACCAAUGGAAACUUUCCCUAGGGAGGAAUCUCUCAAAAAUAUUGAAUACCUAAGUACAACAAAGGUGAUGAAUGUCUUAGCGGUAUUAUUCAAUGUUUAUACACAAACUCCAGCCAAUUCCAGAGGUUACAUUCUUGAAACCAUUGAAUCAUAUCUAAAAAUUACCAAAGAAGAAGAUAUGACGAAGACCUUCAAUAAUGUAUGUGCCCUGUUGAAAACAUCAAUGGACGAAAAGCAAGCUAAUUUAACCUCUACGUUGUUAGAUAUCAUUAUAGUAAUGGUCAAAUAUUUAUCUACAUCUGCCUAUGGUACCUUAUUCAAUAUAUUUGGUCAAACUAUAAAUUCCACAGAUACUGCUGUCCAAAAACGUUCAUAUAAAAUUAUCUCUAGAUUAUCGGAAACUUCUGAUGAAGCAAAAAUGAUGAUCUCCUCGCACAUCACAGAUAUUGAAAACAUUAUUUUAUCUAAUUCUGAGAGUGUUCAAACUUCUGCUAGAUCAGGUAGAUUGGUUGCCAUAAAAACGGUUGUUGACUUAUUACCUAACGACCAUUUAGGUUUCAUUGCCCGUAUUGUUGCUGAAAUUAUUUUAGCCACCAAAGAUGUUAACGAAAGAACGAGAGAUACUGCUUUCGAAACUUUACUUUCAAUGGGUAAAAGAAUGCAACAGGGUGGUAUUAUUAAGCUAGGUGACCAAGACGUUCAAGAAAACAAUGCCAAUAUUGCUGAAUUCUUCAAAAUUAUCUCCGUUGGUUUAAUUGGUGAAAGUCAGCAUAUGGUCAGUAGCACAGUUACUGCAUACGCGUGCUUAAUGUUUGAAUUCAAGGAUUUGUUAAGUGAAGAUGUGAUCAUGGAGAUUUAUGAUACCAUUGAAUUGUAUUUAACUUCUAACUCUAGAGAAAUUGCCAAGAGUGCAAUUGGUUUCACCAAGGUUUGUGUUUUAGGUUUGCCAGAACCAUUAAUGAAACCAAAAGUGCCAGAAUUGAUUCCAAAAUUAUUACGUUGGUCCCAUGAACAUACAGGACAUUUUAAGGCUAAGGUUAAGCAUAUCCUUGAAAGAUUGAUCAGAAGAUUUGGUUAUGAAUAUAUCGAGGCUAAUUUCCCUGAAGACGAUAUGAGACUACUCGCAAAUAUUAGAAAGACUCGUAAUAGAAAUAAACGUAGAGGGGAAGGAAAUGAAGAAAUUAACCCUAUGGCUUCAGAUAAAUCUUCAAAGGCAUCUAAAUUCAUGUCGGCAUUUGAUGAAGCCGUAUAUGAUUCUGCUGACGAAAAUAGUGGAAGUGAUGAUGAAAGCUCCGGUGGUCAACGAAAGAGAGAGCAGUUUAUUGUGGAAAAAACAGGUGAGAAUCCUCUAGAUUUGUUAGAUUCACAAACUUUAGCACACAUUUCUUCGACUAGACCAAAGAAAUUCAACAAGAAGGAUCAAAAGAGAAGAUUACAAAGCGACGAUUCAUUUGCGUUCGAUGCUGAAGGUAAGCUUAUAGUUAAGGGCCAGAAGGGUAAAGCCUCUGUUGAAGAUGAUGAUCCUUUGAAAGAAGUUACAAGUGGUAUAAACGCGUAUCUUGAAGCUGUUCAAAAUGGUCCAACAAGGGGACAAAGAAAUAAAUUAAGGUUCAAGAAGAAAAAUAACGGUGGUGAUGAUGGUUUUAGUGAUAAUGAGGAUAACACAUUACCAAAGAGUAAGCCAAUGACGAAAAAUAAGAUCGGUAAGAACUUCAAAAAAUCAAAUCAAAAAUUCAAAUCAAGAAGAAGGUUGUGA